Messenger RNA from Mauremys mutica (yellowpond turtle), 3221 nucleotides. RefSeq names its product zinc finger protein RFP-like. The record is from RefSeq and is a predicted model, not a curated record. Gene Ontology annotation, molecular function: protein binding; zinc ion binding. Lineage: Eukaryota; Metazoa; Chordata; Testudines; Geoemydidae. The transcript has 8 exons. Bases 53 to 1582 code for a protein of 509 amino acids.
GGGGCAUAAUGUGAACUCAGGAAAUUGAAACUUACUCUGCCCAGAGGGAGCCAUGGCUGCAGAGAACCACCUGGAAAGUCUCCAGGAUGAAGCUACUUGUCCCAUCUGUCUGGAGUAUUUCACAGAACCUGUCACUCUGGAGUGUGGGCACAAUUUCUGCAGAGCCUGCAUCACCCAGUGCUGGGAGGGAUCGGAUACAGCCGCCUCCUGCCCUCAGUGCAGAGAAACCGUGCAGCAGAGAAACCUCAGGCCGAACAGGCAGCUGGCAAAUGUCCUAGAAAUAGCCAAACGGCUGAGUUUACAGGCAGCAAAAGGAGCAGGAGAGGAUGGGGUGUGUGAGAGACACCAGGAAGCUCUGAAACUGUUUUGUGAAGAGGAUCAAACCCCCAUCUGUGUGGUGUGCGACAGAUCCCGGGCUCACAGAGCUCACAUGGUGGUUCCCAUAGAGGAGGCUGCCCAGGAGUACAAGGAAAGAAUCCAGGCCCAUUUGAAGACUCUGAGGGAAGAGAGAGAAAAGCUGCUGGGAUUUAAAGUGACUGGAGAGGGGAAAAGGCAGGAGUAUCUGAAACAAACACAAACUGAGAGGCAGAAGAUUGUGUCUCAAUUUCAGCAACUGCGGCAGUUCUUGAAGGAACAAGAGCGACUCCUGCUGGCCCAGCUGCAGAAGCUGGACCAGGAGAUUCAGAGGAUACAAAAUGAAAAUUUCAGUAAACUCUCAGAGGAGAUUUCCCAUCUUAGUGAGCUGAUCGGUGAAACGGAGAGGAAGUGUCAAAAGCCAGCAAGUGAAUUCCUGCGGGAUGUCAGAAGCACCUUGAACAGACUCCAACAGAGGAGACUGGCCACGAUUUUAAGGGUGAAAUCUGCGUACUGUGAACUGCAAUAUCCAGUGGGGUGGGAGAAGGGGAAGUUCCAGCAGCCAAAGGAGAUUUCUCCUGAACUGGAAGAGCAAGUCAGUGGUUUCUCCCAGAAAACUGUUGCGCUAGUGGAGGCUCUGAGGAAGUUCAAAGACACUCUGCCAUCUACACUAGAGACAAAAAGAGGGGAAUCCCUAAGAACAAACAGACAGGCGAAUGUGACUCUGGAUCCAGACACGGCUCAUCCCCAACUCGUCCUGUCUGAGGAUCGGAAAAGUGUGAGAUGGGCAGACAGACGGCAGAGACUACCCAACAACCCUGAGAGAUUUGACCCUGAGCCCUGUGUGCUGGGCUGUGAGGGAUUCACCUUGGGGAGACAUUGCUGGGAGGUGGAGGUUGGCGGUGGGGAAGGCUGGGCUGUGGGAGUGGCCAGAGAGUCUGUGGGGAGGAAAGGACGGAUCAACCGUAGCCCUGGGGGCGGGAUCUGGGCCCUGGAGUGGUGGGGGGGGCAGUUCCGGGCUCUCACCUCCCCUGUGACCCUCCUGCCCCAGCGCCGGGUCCCCAGCAGGAUCCAGGUUUGUCUGGACUGUGACCGGGGGCAGGUGACAUUUAUCGAUGCUGGUGACAAGGCCCCGAUCUUCACUUUCCCACCAGGCUCCAUCCCUGGGGAGAGAAUCCGACCCUGGCUCUGCGGGGAAUGGAGAUCCCGGCUCAGACUGUGUCCCUGAGACACUGGGGGGGGGGUGUAAUAGCCUCGCUAGCUUCACACUCCCUACUCUCUGUGACCUCUCCCUGUGGACUUUCUAUCCUGUCUCCGUGACCCCUGGAGGCUCCUCCCCUCUACCUCCCUGCAGCACCAGGGGUUGGAGCGGGAAGGGUGAAGAACCCCUGGAGCUGCAGGAGGAGCAGAGGGGCCCUGAGGGGCAGAUGUGGGGGCUGCAGGGUCAGAACUGAAGGAGGGGCUGGGGACAAUUAAAAGUCAGGCUGGGGACAGGCAGAUGUGGGAGUGGCAGGGUCACAGAUUUAAUGGGAGUUUUGGGGAGAAGUUGGAGACUCUGCACCAGCAUGGAUGCUAGCAGAGGGAUAGCUAGGGACUGGGGAGUGUGCAUUCAUUGCAAUAUCCAGUAGAAAUGAAUGGUUAGCAUACACAAGUUCUGCAUCGAUAGAAGGGUUUUUUUCCCAUCAAUGCAGUUAAUUCACCUCUAGGAGAGGCAGUAGUUAGGGCAACAAAGAAUUCUUCCCUUGACCUAUCUGCAUCUACAUCGGGGUUAGAUUGACCUAACUACAUCACACAUGGUGUGAAUUUUUUCACAGCUCUGAGCAAUGUAGCUAGGUCACCCUAAGGGUUAGAGGUGGACCAGGUCUCAGGAUGAAUAGGGGUAUGUCUACACUACAUUGGCUAGAGUGGCACAGCUACAGCGCUACAGCUGUGUCCCUGACGUGCCGUAGUGUAGCUGCUUCCUACAUUGACAGAAGGUUUUUCCAUCGCUAUAGUUAAUCCCCCUUUCUGAGAGGCCGUAGCCAGGUCACCAGAGGAAUUCCAUUGUCUGCAUCAGCGAUUAGGUCCAUCUAGCUGUGGCACUCAGGGCAGACAAUGUUUCACAGCCCUGAGUGACAUCAUUAGGUUGAUCUAAGUGUUAAGUGUAGAGCAGGCCUAAGGGGUUUCCCUGGAGCUGGCUGAAAACACCGGGGCUGAGGGAUUGGCUGGCAGCUUGGUGUGUGAGAGACAGAAAGCCAAGAGAAGUAGUCAUGCGUGUGAUCCCAGCAGGAAACUGCAAGACAGAGCUUGCUUCAGGCACAGGGUUCCCUGGGAACACAUGGAUUUCUGAGUAAGGAAACUGCCAGCUGCUGUUUGUUCAGGGCACAGGAAUGUGUGGACAUUGUAAAUAAUAAAGAUUGCACCAAAGAAAUACCUGACUCCUAUAAUCAGUUUCUCCUCCCAGUGGAAGAACCUAGCAAGGCCCCAAACACUGGCUAACUGCUGAGGUCAAAGGAGCGAUGAUACAACCCAAGUCAGAAUCUAGACCAGUGGAGGGAAAUGCGUUGGUGGGAAACAUUUGCAGGGAGCUCCAGCAGCAAAGAGCCUGUGCAGAGGAGCAGAUUGCUGCUAACUGUGAACUUGAGCAUGUCAGCUUUGUGUGUUGAGCAGUCCCCAUUGUCCCUUCUCUCAGGACACCAGGGAAUCCAGAGGCUGCUACAGAACUUUUACUGGCCUGGAGUCUGAUACUGUCCAACAGUAUUACAGGUCCUGUGACCCCUGUCAGAGGGUGGGGAAGACCCGGGACAAGGGGAAAGCAGCUUUGAGACCUUUGCCCAUUGUUAGGAUAUAGAUAUUCAGGCCUGUCUGCAAAGGCCUAUACUUUAAGA